Scheffersomyces amazonensis is the source of this 537-nucleotide messenger RNA. It is a transcript of the gene ASG7, whose product is annotated as Asg7p. The transcript has a single exon. The record is from RefSeq and is a predicted model, not a curated record. The coding region runs from base 1 to 537 and encodes 178 amino acids. NCBI's taxonomy places the organism in Eukaryota, Fungi, Ascomycota, Pichiomycetes, Serinales, Debaryomycetaceae.
AUGGUGGGACAUGCAAGAAAUUUAACUUUAAUUGAAUCAACUAAUCAAGCCAUGUCUCUUAUCAAAUUAAGCUCAAGUGUACGCCAAUUAGAGUCUGAUGUGGAAUAUGAUUCAGAUACAGAUUCUUAUAUGGAAACUGAAUGCAAAUGUGCAUCCUGUGAAUAUAUUUCACAUAAUAAUACAAGAGCUAUUAGAUUAUUGAAAUGGGGGUUAAUAUGUCCUUUGAUUUGGUUAUGGGCACUUUACAUUAUGUUAUUGGGCUUAUAUUUUAAAGAUCAUCUGGUAAUAUCAUCAAAUCUGUAUAUUCAAGUUUUCAAGUUAAGAAUCUUCCAGAUAGAGUCAGAAAGAGAUGAAUCUGAAGGAUUUGAAUCUCAUACAAAGGAACUAGAAUACCAUACAAGGUUAAGAGGUAAAUUCAUUACAUUAAUUGGAUAUACUUUAGUUGCUAUUGCUAUCUAUUCUAUUAUCAUAGUAUUACUAGUAUUUGCAAUCAUACUUUUACCUUACCAUAAUAAGUAUUCAGAAGUAAUUCAAUAG